This is a messenger RNA of Diospyros lotus (date-plum), 854 nucleotides long. RefSeq names its product probable aminotransferase TAT2. Gene Ontology annotation, biological process: biosynthetic process. The record is from RefSeq and is a predicted model, not a curated record. Bases 1 to 585 code for a protein of 194 amino acids. The transcript is spliced from 4 exons. Gene Ontology annotation, molecular function: pyridoxal phosphate binding. Lineage: Eukaryota; Viridiplantae; Streptophyta; Magnoliopsida; Ericales; Ebenaceae.
AUGAGUUUGAAUUGUGAAAACAGCUUCCUUAUUAAAAAGCAAGAGAUAAGGCUGCAUAGAAAUACGACCUCCCAAAGUGGGGAGCCCCAUGCACCAGAGCCGCCUUCUGUUAAACACAUUGGCUAUAUGCUAAGCAGGACAAGGUGGAAACAAUCAAAUGAUGAUAAUUAUACCAACACCUAUGAUAACAAGAAUAUCGUUCUGCUUUUUGUAAAGGGAGCUGUACCUCAUAUUCUUGAGAAGACUACAGAGGAUUUCUUUUUGAAGAUUAGAAAUAUGCUCAGAGAAGCUGCUAACAUUUGCUAUGAUAGACUCAAGGAAAUCCCUUGCGUUACUUGCCCACAUAGACCUGAAGGAGCCAUGUCUACAAUAGUGAAGCUCGACCUGUCAUUAUUGGAAGACAUAAGUGAUGAUCUGGAUUUCUGUGUCAAGCUUGCGAAAGAGGAAUCUGUGAUUGUUUUACCAGGGUCUGCCAUGGGGCUGAAGAAUUGGCUACGGGUAACGUUCUCAGUUGAGCCAUCGCUGCUUGAAGACGGCCUUCUGAGGGUGAAAACUUUUUACUUGAGGCAUGCCAGGAAGAAGUAACAUCUCUUCUAACAUAGGUCUUGAAUAUUCAGUAGUUAGGAACUGCAGAUUGAAUGUUUUGUUACUGAAGUUUUAAAUGGUGCUGAACCAUAUAUAUGUGGCCAUUCCGGUGAACCUUGGAAGUUGAAAUAAUCUGCUAUGCUGAGCUAUGGGUUUUCAGCCUCAUCCAUUGUCUUCUUGCAGUCUGGGAAUGUGAACUUACAAAUGCAAAGGAUAGGAUUGGAUAGGAGAAUCUGUUUUUAGUUCAAAGUGGUUCCCAAGUUGACAGA